AUGAGACUCGAUAUCAAAAAAAAGCUGUCGGCGCGGACAGACCGUGUAAAGUCGCUGGACAUGCAUCCCACUGAGCCGUGGGUGCUGGCGUCGCUGUACAGCGGACAGGUGUACAUCUGGAACUACGAGACGCAGACGCAGGUGAAGACGUUUGAGGUGUGCGAUCUGCCGGUGCGUGCGGCAAAGUUCAUUGCGCGCAAGAACUGGAUCAUCACAGGCUCCGACGACAUGCAGCUGCGUGUGUACAACUACAACACGCACGAGCGCGUUGCAGCAUUCGAUGCGCACCAGGACUAUAUCCGCUGCAUUCGCCGUGCACCCGACGCUGCCCUGUGGGACUGGGAGAAGAACUGGAAGUGUGUGCAGAUGUUCGAGGGUCACUCGUACUUUGUCAUGGGCCUGUCAAUCAACCCCAAGGACACCAACACAUUCGCGUCGGCCAGCUUGGACAAGACCAUCAAGGUGUGGAACCUCGGCUCCCCUGUCCCCAACUACACGAUCGAGGGCCACACCAAGGGGGUCAAUGUUGUCGACUACUACCACGGCAACGACAAGCCAUACCUUGUUAGCGGUGCGGAUGACUUUUUGGCCAAGGUCUGGGACUACCAGAACAACUCGUGCAAUGUGGUCGCCGUUGCGUACCACCCGACCCUGCCGAUCAUCAUGACGGGUAGUGAGGACGGCACAGUGCGCGUGUGGAAUUCGAGCACGUAUCGCCUCGAGACGACGCUCAACUACGGCAUGGACCGCGUGUGGGCCAUCAGCUACAGCCAGAACAACAACACGGUUGCGAUCGGCCACGAAGAGGGCCUGGUUGUUCUGUCGCUGGGCCGCGAUGACCCGGCUGUCAGCAUGGAUACCAACGGCAGGAUUAUCUGGUCCAAGCACAACGAGAUUCAGAGCUCCAACAUCAAGUCCAGCAUGGACUCGGGAGUUGAAGACGGCGAGCGUCUGCCGCUGUCGGUCAAGGACCUCGGCAGCUGCGAGGUGUAUCCAUACACACUCAAGCAUAGCCCCAACGGCCGCUUCGUUGUCGUGUGCGGUGAUGGCGAGUACAUCAUCUACACGGCGCUGGCCUGGCGCAACAAGUCGUUUGGCUCCGGACUGGAGUUUGUCUGGGCGCAGAACUCCAACGAGUACGCAGUGCGCGAGUCGUCGUCGUCGAUCCGCCUGUUCAAGAGCUUCAAGGAGCGGUCGCGGCCAGCCGCAUCGGCGCUGGUCAGCCUGGGGUACUCGGCCGAGGAGAUCUUUGGCGGCAGCCUCCUUGGAGUGCGUGGCUCUGGCGGCACUCUGACGCUGUACGACUGGGACACAGAGCUGAUUGUGCGCCGGAUCGAUGUCGAGCCCAAGAACAUCUUCUGGUCGGAGAGCGGCGAAUUCUUUGCUGUUGCGACCGAGGAUUCGUACUUUGUGCUGCGCUAUAACCGCGACGCGUUCCUCGAGUCUGCGCAGCAGAACGGCAACCAGACCAGCGAGGAGGGUGUUGAGGAGGCAGUCGAGUUCAUUACUGAGAUCCAGGAGACGGUCAGGAGCGGGUGCUGGAUCGGCGACUGCUUCAUCUACACGAACUCAGCCAACCGCCUCAACUACCUCGUCGGUGGCCAGGUGUUCACGAUCUCGCACUUUGAUGCGUCGAUGUUCUUGCUCGGCUAUGUUGCGCGCGACAACCGCGUCUACCUAGCCGACAAGGAUGUCAACAUUGUCAGCUACGUCCUGCCGCUGCCGGUGAUCGAGUACCAGACCGCUAUCCUGCGUGGUGAUCUCGAUGCUGCAGCCGAGCUGUUGCCGUCGAUUCCCAGCGAACAGCGGCCCAAGAUUGCGCGCUUCCUUGAGGCCGAGGACAUGAAGGAGCUGGCGCUCGAGGUCACCACCGACGCCGAGCAGCGCUUCGACCUGGCUGUGCAGCUGAACCACCUGGACAUUGCUUACCAGCUGGCCGAGGAGAGCGGUGCUGAGGCCAAGUGGCGCAUCGUCGGCGACUGUGCCUUGAACACAUGGAACUUUGAGCUGGCCGAGAACUGCAUGGUCAAGGCCAAGGAUCUCAGCGGCCUGCUGCUGCUGCACACUGCGUCGGGCAACGCCGAGGGCAUGGCGCAGCUGGCCAAGAUGGCCGAGGAGGCCAACGCCACCAACAUUGCGUUCGCGUGCUACCAGUCGCUGAAGCAGAAUGACAAGUGCCUGGAGCUGCUGCUGCACACCGACCGCAUCCCCGAGGCGGCGCUCAAGGUCGGCGAGGUUGUGCCCAAGUGGAAGGAGCUGCUCGAGGAGGCUGGCAAGCACAAGGCUGCCGAGGCAAUUGCUGACCCGAACAAGUACGCCAACCUGUUCCCCAAGUUUGAGCAGGCCCUGACCAUCGACCCGGUGCAGCCGCUGGCAGCUGCCGGCGAGUACCCGGCGCACAAGGACGACUUGUUGCGGGAUCUUCUGAGCCAGGAGAGCCCUGCCACACAGCCAUCGCCAAUGGUUGCUGAGGCUGACGAGGCUGAGGCCGAGGCUGAGGUUGAGGUCGAGGCUGAAGUCGAGGCUGACGAUGACGACGAGUUCCACGAAGCCAGCCCUGCCGAGGAGGACAAGGAGGAGGAUGAGGAGUAA
Molecule: messenger RNA, 2592 nt
Organism: Linderina pennispora
Lineage: Eukaryota; Fungi; Kickxellomycota; Kickxellomycetes; Kickxellales; Kickxellaceae
Product: coatomer subunit beta
Exons: 5
Coding region: 1-2592 (863 amino acids)
Biological process (GO): retrograde vesicle-mediated transport, Golgi to endoplasmic reticulum; endoplasmic reticulum to Golgi vesicle-mediated transport; intra-Golgi vesicle-mediated transport
Cellular component (GO): COPI vesicle coat
Molecular function (GO): protein binding; structural molecule activity
Source: RefSeq, a predicted model, not a curated record